UCGAGCAGAUGUCCAAAAGGUUGGUCAGCAUCUUGAAGGAAGAAAGCGAGAGCUGGAAGGGUGAGGGAGGGAAUCUCAGAGCUUACGACCCAAGCAAUUGAAGGUAUGAUUGGCAAUGUCUGAGGCAGAGGAUGGCAAAAGGGUUGAUAUUUCAACUGCAGUGGCAAGCUUAUCUAUGGAAGAUGGGUUCAGUGUGCCAUCUGAAAAUGAAGCUGAUGUUCCAGCCAAUGCACCAUCUUCUCAAGUAAAUGAUUCUUUGGAGGCUGGCCCCAGUCAACUGCCAAUUGACAGUAGUAACUCAAUCCAACAAGACACUGAACACCGUUCUGAGGCUGUGACUGAACUGAAACAGAGUGAUCUAGUAGAAGAGGCUGCAGCAAAAGAUCCUCUGACAGAAGAGACAUUUAAGAGCAUAUCUGUUGAGUGUAAAGAAGCAGUAAGUCUGGAAUCAGAAUUCAGCGGACCUCAGACUUUGGAUGAACAUGCAUCAACUGAGGAAAAUGUUACUGAGGAUUCAACUUCUAAUAAAAGUAAAGCCUGGGGAACCUGGGGAACCUGGGGGAAAUCGCUGCUGUCCACAGCAACAGCAACUGUUGGUCAUGGGCUGAGCACUGUAAUGGAGAAGGCAGAAGCAUCCCUCAAAAUACACGGUAGUGCUCAAGCAUCUGAAGAGAGGAAACUGUCUGAGCCAGAUGAAGAUAUCUCAGCAUCAGAUCCACAAGAAGAAACCCAUUCUGUAGAUGCUCUGCCUUCUUCCCCCACUGCUGGAUCUCGUGGCAUGUUGUCAACAAUUUCUAAUGUUGUUCAAAGCACAGGUAAGACUGUGAUCACCGGUGGCUUGGAUGCACUAGAAUUUAUUGGCAAGAAGACCAUGAAUGUCCUUGCAGAAAGUGAUCCUGGAUUCAAAAAAACAAAGAUAUUAAUACAUCGAACUGCCACUUUGUCCCAGAUGUUAAAGGAAGCAAAAGAAAAAGAGAAACAACGACUUUCUCACCAAAUUACUGUUGAGAAGACUGCUCACUAUGGGAUGUUGUUUGAUGACUUUCAAGGUCUUUCUCAUUUGGAAGCUUUGGAAAUUCUGUCCAAUGAGAGUGAAAUAAAAGUUCAGUCUGUUUUGAUGUCCCUCACAGGAGACGAAUUGGAGACUAUGAGAAAGGACUUGAUCAGUAUUAAAGAUGUCUUCUUACUCAAAGAAUUAAAUACUGAGGAAGAGCAAGAGGAGGAAAAAGAGGAUGGUGAGGAGUUUGUCAACAUGUUAACUGAGCUACUAUUUGAAUUGCAUGUGGCUGCUACUCCAGACAAGCUCAACAAGGCAAGGAGAAAGGCUUUUGACUGGGUGAAAGAGACCAAUGCUUUGCUUGCAGAAGAAGCUGAAGAAAAGGGUUCAGAAACAAAUAAUGAAAAAAAGGAUGAAGAAGAAGAGAGAAAAAAAAAUAAAAUAUCUGUAGAGGAUGUUUUGAUGUUGUCCAUUGAGAGCCUGGCUGAAAUAACAGCACGCUGCAUUGAGCAACUCCAUAAGGUGGCUGAGUUAAUCCUUCAUGGACAGGAUGUGGAGAAACCAGCAUUGGAUCAGUCAAAAAUCCUCACUGCGUUAACUGUUGCUAUGUGUAAGGAAGUGUCCUCACUGUCUAAGAAAUUUGCUUCCUGUUUGACUCGAGCAGGGGCUAAAAGGAAGGCAGAGGUUUUAAAUCCACAGAUACAUACUAUAUUAUUGGAGGGCUCCAACAGUACUACCUACAUCAAAGGUGCAUUUCAGUUACUUCUUCCAAUUCUUCAGAUUUGCCAUAUGCAGUCCAGCACCAGCAAAGUAGCCAAAUAAACUAAGAAAUUGUGGGACUAUCUUUGCAUUCAGUAAUAUUAGAUUUUGAGUUGCAGAAUUUCGGACAGCCUGCAGCAAAGUUAACAGGAACCUAAUUCUGCAUUGAAGGGUUUAGGCUAAGGCUGCAGAAAAGUUAUUACUAGAAUUGCUGCUAAUUUUGUAAGACCAAUUGAAACACCAAUUGCCUUAGUUCUUGAAAGACCUGAGCUAACACAGUGAAAUAAAUAGUGUUCUGUGGUGUUCCAUACUUUUUUUAGAAGCAAUGAUCACUAAUAUUGCAGUUAUCAGAUUUCUUAACUCCUGUGUUUGAGACCUGGAGGUGCAGCUAAUGCAUUAAAUUUUACAAUAUUUGAAAAUCUUUUUAAUUCCAAAUUAUCUUUUAUCCAAAAUCAAAAAAAUACUAUCUGUGAUCAUAUUUAAAUCAUGGCAUCCAUUAGGGAUGGGCAAUAAAUGCUGGCCUAGCCAGCGAUGCCUACAUCCUUGGAAAGAAUUAAAAAAGUACAAGAAUUCAGCUUCUACUCACUUGGCACCAAAGCUGCACUUUUCUAUUUUAGUAACAUUAAACACUAGACAAACAUCAUCACUAAUAUUUUAUGUCCUUGCAAUAGUUUCAUCAUUAAGGUUGUAAGCAAGUAAUGUUUUGAUGCAGGAUAUGGAUGCAAGAAUAUCAUUUAUAAAAUUACAGGAAUAUCACUACAAUACUUUAGAUGCUGAUAUGAAGAAUGUGUGAAAGUUAAAUGUUACUGUAGCUUAUUUUUGAAUUUCUUGGAUUAAAAGUUUAUGCAGAAAAGAAAUUAAAACAAUUACCAUUGAUAUAAUACAUACUGAACUGAAGUGGGCAAAAAUAAAUUAAAUGAAUGCCUAUUAAAUAUAUAAGCAUUGGAUUUCUACAGGGGUUGUCCCCAUUUGUCACCUUAAGUUCAGUGUGAGACCAGCAAAACCCCAGAGAAUUGAUGUAAAAAUGAUAAUUUCUCCAAGGUCUCUGACUAUCUCACAGUGAUGUUACCAAUCCCUGUGGAAAUUCAAUCAUAUUUUUCUAAUUUGUAUACUUUAUCCAUGCAUUCUAUACUUGCCGAUUCCCCACCUUGGAAUCCAAAUUACAUUCUUCUCAAGGUUCAGAGUUUUAUGUCAUGUUUGUAAUUUAUGUAAUGAAAAAUGGGUGAAGAUCUGGGCUAAACUUUUAGUCUCUGUUGGGCUGUGAAUGGAGCAAACGGGCAUUAAAAAAGCUCUGUGGCUGGCUUGCCAGUGCCCCUGUUCCAUCCUGCCCAUGGGCUAUUUUCUCAGAGGUAGGAUGGUGGGGGCAGCGAGGAAUACCCAUUAGCAUGCAUUGAGUGGCUGAUUAAACUAAGUAGCAGCGAAUUGUAGGAGGUUGAUUUGGAUUUUCUAUUCAGCCUCCAGUUUCCCAGAGGUGACAAUUUAGCUGCCUAGCGGCAGCUUUUGACAGACUGGAAGGUCAGCACUCCAGGCAGACUUAGAGGCCCUCCCUGCCUGCUUAUGUACAGCUGCAGCCACAGACCACUGCGUUUCACCCCCCACAGUGGUGACCCAGUUGCAAAGGCCAUUUUUUCUUUCAAGUUUAAAAAGGGUUGGAGAAAGGGCCCCUCCAUUUUGGAGCACCCUCUCCCUCAUUUACUUACCAUGGCAUCUUGCUGCUGCUUUCAAGCUGGAGGCCUCUGAUUGGGGAUUCAGGCUUGAGAGCCUGCCCGUUGUCCUUAAUUGGACAGCGAGCCCGCCUUCUGACUAUUAAUUGGCUGCUCCAGGAGACAAUCACAACGAGUGACUGUUCCCACACACAGCGGGCUUCUGACCCACAUUUGAAUCUAAGUGCGGGAUUCAGAAGCCCGCAGGGAAAACCCUGCCUUUGGUAUUUUUCAUGGUAUUUUGAUUUUUAUUUUAAAUUUAACAAUAACCAAAAAAAAUUCUGGAGCUUAAUACAGCUCUAGUACAGCAGAUAAAUAAACUUUUAUCUAGAUGUUUUUGCCUAGUCAUGUUAAAUAGAUGAAAAAUCUAAUCCUUUAGCUCUAUCUUUAUAGUCAGAAAAGCUCUGCACUUGGCCCUUGCUUGAUGAAGAGAGACAGGUGCAUAUCUAUUUUUUCUGUGAGAUGCACAGCAACUAUAAAGCAAAAUCUAUGCAGAUGGGAAAACUGGGCUGACCUUGUUACUGGCCCACAUUUAAUUUUCUUAAUCUUUGCCAAAAGUUUGCAAUCAAAUUACUUUGAUGAUGUUGGCUAUUACAUUGGUUCGCAUAUUCACAAAAAUGAAGGGAAGUUUAAAUACAACACCUGAUAAUUGUUCUGAAGUAGCAGUAUCAACAAAGCAAAAUAUUCAUAAAGAAAGUUCAGGAAAUCCUUUGUAAGACUUGUAGUUCACUUUUCUAAAGAUGUUAGUGAUUCAGUUAAGCGCAACACUUAUUAAUGGCUCUGAUACUAAAAGUAGCAUAACUGAGUCAAGCAAUAAAAAGUCCCAACUUCAGUUUCUGGUCUCUUAGAGUAGGGAUGCUCCUGUUAGCCUCAGCACUCUGGGCUAAGGAAUUCAAAUCAGCCAAGGCUCCGACUUCCAAUUGUUAUUUGAUAUCUUCUGCUGGAGACUGUGAACUUUGACAAAGGCACAAUUAGGUUUGGCAGUCAUCUUCCAUGUGAGUGAAUGACCGGCAAUCACUUGCUGCCCAGGCUCACUGAUGAGAAACGGCAAUUUGAACAAGAUAGUGAGGUUAGCUUGUGCUUGUAGCACUAUAUCCAAGGAGCCUAAUUUUUUUUCAAGAGAGUUUUGUUAUAAAACAUGAAGGGUUUAUGACUCUCUUUUAGGUCUAUAUCAUUACAUAUAUUAAUACAUAUUCUUAUUGAUUUAAGUUGAUGAAUUAUUUAUUGUUUAAAUUGUACUGUCAAACUGUUUUAAUGACAAAACAGGAGUUCAGAUGAAUAUAAAUGUAAAUAUUUACAUGAUUUACAAAUGAUAUGCAUUCCAUUGCUGUUCAGUAAAUGCAAGUCCUGUUCAAGGCAACAGAAUAAAUAAUUAGGUCUUCUGAUUUUCAGGUUUUACUUUCUCUUGCAUUCAGUCAAAAACAAAGCAGAAUAACAUGCAAUCAAUGUGUCUUUUUUAGGUUAAAAUAAGAGAUUUUUUGAAAUCAGAAAACUUUGUUUAUAUGAACUUAAUUGUCAACACAAGUUUCGAUGGGACAAAUAAAUAAUUCUAAGUAAUCAAGAAAUAAAAUUCCUUGAAAUGUAUUGGCAUGUACCAUUAGCUAUCCUCAGCCACUCUUACCUGUUGAACUUUAUUCAGCAUGAUUGUGCUUUAUGUUAAUACUGUUCACCAGCACUGAGAAGAGCUGAAUUUCUCUCCGUGUCAAACUGAAAGUGACUGUAUACCAUUCCAGCCUUGAACUACUCCACUGUUGAUGUUUCUAGACAUUCUCUGGUUUAACCCUAAUUUGGAAUUUACCUUUUGAAGAGCCAGUAUCAGAUUCAAUCAGGUUUAACCUUAAAAUCAGAAGGCUAAUAAAUAAUCUGCUGGUUGAUCAGUGUUUUUAUACCAUUUGUGCAUCAUCCAAAAAGCAAAAAAGAUAUCAAGAAGAGUACGCUGUUUAAAUCUUUCUCAACAGCGCCAACAUUUCUGUGUGAAAUAAGUUAUGACUCAAUUGUUUUACUCCUUUCAGGAUUGCUCAAGAAUAAUAGUCUUGAAAUUACUGUUGUUGACAUUGGCAAUUGUCUGCUUUUUAAAAAGGUAUGCACAAAUCAAUUUUAGGAUAAACAGGUUAGUUAAAAUAAUGGACAAAGGAACAGCGUACAACCCAAAUGUUUGGCCGCUGGUAUCAUUAACACUAAUUCUAAGGUGAUAAUUCAGAGGUUUACAAAGUUUUUUUUCUCUGUAUAUCAGAGUAUAGUUCUCAUGUUAAGGCCAUUGUUUUGGAUUUUAUUUGAGGCAAUAGUUAAAACGUUUAAAAAAAAAGCAUUCAAUUGUUUUUUAAUGUUUGGGCUUGAAGCACUCUACCUGAAAUGAUAAUUGAACCAGCAAAUGGAAUUAUUUUAUUAUGGUAAAUUUAGAUUUAACAUUUAAUCUGUUCAGUAGAUUCUUCCUCCAUUUUUCUUAUCAAUCAUUCUGUCUUGAAUAAACGUUACAUCGGUGAAAA
This is a messenger RNA of Carcharodon carcharias (great white shark), 5945 nucleotides long. It is a transcript of the gene fam114a1, whose product is annotated as family with sequence similarity 114 member A1. The transcript has 14 exons. Bases 116 to 1819 code for a protein of 567 amino acids. The record is from RefSeq and is a predicted model, not a curated record. NCBI's taxonomy places the organism in Eukaryota, Metazoa, Chordata, Chondrichthyes, Lamniformes, Lamnidae.